Protopolystoma xenopodis is the source of this 276-nucleotide messenger RNA. NCBI's taxonomy places the organism in Eukaryota, Metazoa, Platyhelminthes, Monogenea, Polystomatidea, Polystomatidae. The record is from the annotation of a GenBank genome assembly.
ACUAGUUCGCUCAUACUUCAAUCAACACAAACGGUUUUCAAAGAAUUGCCCGAGGAGGAACCAGUCACAGAAUCUGUAAAAAGUACUGAAAGUGUGCAAACUGGCAAGUCAUCUUCUCCACUUCAGUCUAUCUUUUGUCCAGUGAUUCGUCAACAAGUCAGAGGGCUUUUGCCGUCGACCGAGUUGGGACUAUUCGCGCUCGGUUCACGGUUGUUGUAUCCUCUUCUGCUGCUUCUGCCCUUUCUUGUGCUCCAAAAGAAGCAAAGCGGCUGGUAG